Molecule: messenger RNA, 3204 nt
Organism: Candidozyma pseudohaemuli
Lineage: Eukaryota; Fungi; Ascomycota; Pichiomycetes; Serinales; Metschnikowiaceae
Exons: 2
Coding region: 1-3204 (1067 amino acids)
Biological process (GO): carbohydrate metabolic process
Molecular function (GO): carbohydrate binding; hydrolase activity, hydrolyzing O-glycosyl compounds
Source: RefSeq, a predicted model, not a curated record
AUGAAGUUGUGGACGGUUUCGCUUUGUCUGGCCGUGGCACUCUCUGCUGCCGUGCCCAGCCUGCUUCCCAACUCGACGUUUGUGGAAAACCUCAUCCAGGCCAAUGCCACUGGCGACGACAAUUCCACCAAAAGCUUUCCGGAAUCGUGGACGUGGGGCGUUUCGCAAUUGCCUAAUGUGCUUAACAAGUCGUCCGUGGACGCUAACGAGGAGGCUUCGGGAUACCAGUUGUUGAAUGUAUCGAGAUCCUCCAGAGGCCUCUCGGGAUUCCUCCGUUUGCAGAAGGAAACCGACCUCUACGGCUUUGACUACGACGUUUUGAAGCUUGAGGUUGAAUAUCAGCUGGAGUCCAGGCUUCUGGUGCACAUUGAGCCUAGGAACCUCACCGAUGUCUACAAGCUUUCGUCCGAUUUGGUGCCUGAACCCGAGGCCUCCAACUCCACUUCUUUUAAUUCUGACCUCGUUUUCCGCCACUCCGCCGUCAACGAGCUGUUCUGGUUCGAGGUGGUCCGCAAACUGAACGCAGACGUGCUCUUUUCCACCAAAGGCAACCCGCUCGUCUUUUCCAACCAGUUCGUGCAAUUCAACACCUCUCUUCCCGAGGGCCACGUAAUUACCGGUUUGGGCGAGGCCGUCAAGGGUUUCACGAAUCCGCCUGGCACCGUCAGAACGCUCUAUGCCAACGACGCCGCUAAUCCAGUAGACGGCAACAUCUACGGCGUCCAUCCGUUCUACAUCGACCAGAGAUACGCCAAUUUGAGCGAAACAAACGCCCACCAGGGCCCCGUCAACGAAACCCGCUAUCCCGGCGUGCAAUGGGGCAAUCUGACGAACCUGACGCUCGGAAACUCCACCGUCUCAAAUCUGAGCUUCUACGAGGACUUUACACCGCUCAACAAGUCGUACACACACGGCGUCUGGUGGAGGUCUCUGGCGCCCCAGGAGGUCGUCAUUGAAGAGGAGGCUCUUACGUGGAGAGCGCUCAAUGGUGUAAUUGACCUCUACUUCUUCGCAGGCCCUACUCCCAAGGAUGUGAUCCAGCAGUACGUCACGGAAGUUGGAAAACCGGCUCUCCAGCCGUAUUGGGCCUUGGGAUACCACCAGUCACGCUGGGGGUACUCUUCUGUGGAUGAUUUGCAGGGUGUAGUGGACCAAUUCGCCGGUGCUGAUCUCCAGCUUGAAACCAUCUGGACCGACUUGGACUACAUGGCAGCGUUCAAGGACUUCACCAACGACCCCGUCAAGUACCCACUUGACAAGUUCCAAAGCUUCCUUGCAGACUUGCACGACGGCGACCAGAAGUACAUUCCCUUAGUGGAUGCUGCUAUAUACUACCCCAACCCUACCAACCAAACCGACAACAACUACACGGUUUUCCACGACGGCGUCGAAAAAGACGUUUUUUUGAAGAACCCGGACGGCUCCCUCUACAUCGGCGCCGUGUGGCCGGGCUACACUGUGUUCCCUGACUUCCUCGCUAACAGUACGUACGAAUGGUGGAAGGACGCUUUGGAGGACUGGCGGGACGAGAUCGAGUACGACGGAAUCUGGCUCGACAUGAACGAGGCCUCUUCGUUCUGCGUGGGCUCGUGUGGAUCCGGAAACGUCCAGGACAAUCCCGUUCUGGCGCCUUUUGAGUACGGAGGGUUGCAAAAACAGUUCCCUGAGGGAUUCGCCAAAUCCAACGCCACGGAGUACAAGCAGUUUUUGCAGGUUCUCUCCUACAACCAGACGGGCUGGAACGCCCUGAUCGUGCUGAACUCCACGGCCUCCAAUGGCUCCAAUUCCUCGGUCUUCCUCAACUUCAAGCAAGACGGAAAAGGCAACAUCAACUACCCACCUUACGUGCUCAACAACGCCCAGGAGGGCCACGAUCUUGCCGCUCAUGCCGUUUCGCCAAACGCCACCCAUGCCGACGGCUCCGUCGAAUACGAUAUCCACAAUUUGUACGGCUAUCUCCAGACCAACGCUACCUACCAUGCCCUCACCGAAAUCCAGCCCAAAAAGCGUCCCUUCAUCAUCUCCAGAUCGACCUUUUCCGGCCUGGGCGCCUAUGCGGGCCACUGGGGCGGCGACAACUGGUCCAACUUCACGUACGCUUACUACUCGAUACCUCAGGCGCUCACCUUGGGUCUUUCGGGUAUUCCUUUCUUUGGCGUGGACGUCUGCGGCUUCAACGGCAACGCCGACUUGGAAUUGUGCUCCCGCUGGAUGCAAUUGGGUGCUUUUUUCCCGUUCUACCGGAACCACAACGUCUUGGGCGCCAUAGACCAGGAACCCUAUGUGUGGGCGGAUGUGCUUGAGCACUCCAAGAUCACCAUGGACAUCCGGUACCUGCUUUUGCCGUACUACUACACUUUGCUCAAGGAGGCUUCUGAAACCGGUGUUCCCGUUCUUAGGGCCCUUUCGUGGGAGUUCCCAGACGACCCUGCUCUUUCUGACGCAGACAGGCAGUUUUUCGUAGGAGACGCCCUUUUGGUGACCCCAGUUCUCCAGCCAAACGUUUCUGAAGUUGAUGGUGUCUUCCCCGGCGCCAACGUCACCGACCUCUACUACGACUGGUACACCUACGAGCAGGUGAACGUCACAGACGGCAAAAACGAGACCUUGGACGCUCCACUCGGCCACAUUCCGCUCCAUAUCCGUGGAGGCCACAUUAUUCCGCUCCAGGAUCCCGGCUACACCACGGCAGAGUCGAGAAAUAAUUCCUGGACGCUUCUUGUGCCGUUGGGCAUCGAGGGUACGGCCCUGGGGUCUUUGUACUCGGAUGACGGAAUCUCGUACCCUGUGGGCAACUCGACCACGGUGGAAUUUGUGGCUGGCGAUGGUGUUCUUACUUCUUCUGCUUACGGUGAUUACGAGAUCGAGCAGCCCUUGGCGUCGGUGGUGAUUUUGGGUGUGGACGAGGAGCCUUCGUCUGUGAGAUUCAACAACCAGACCGUGAGCUUUGACUAUUACAAUAAGACCGUGGAGGUGCUUGACUUGGAGGAGUACACUGAUAAAGGUGCUUUCCAGAAGGACUUCCCUACAACCAUCAAACUCACUCCAGAGGACGUGCUAGAAUAUGACGAUUCGGUGGCAGAACAAAAGUCACAGAAUGAAACGCAAAUCGAUCUGCAUCAGGAGGAUAAAACCGUUCCUACCAUCACAUUCAAAGAACCAUCUUUGGCGGGAAGAAACGAAAGACUAGGCGUGGGCCAGUAG